Molecule: messenger RNA, 498 nt
Organism: Brassicogethes aeneus
Lineage: Eukaryota; Metazoa; Arthropoda; Insecta; Coleoptera; Nitidulidae
Source: the annotation of a GenBank genome assembly
AUGGGUUUACUUGUUAAAAGUGUAAGGCAACUAUUCAGCAGCUGUAGCAAGUUUCGGGAUGAGUGCCUCUCCAAGACUCAAGUGUAUGAAUGGUGUUCCGCUUUCCGAAAAGGCCGAGAAGUGGUGGCAAACUUGCCACAUGCGCGGCGGCGCCCCAGAACAAGUGUUACCGAUGACAACGUCAGCACUGUAGAAAAUCUCAUUUUGGAAGAUCGACGGAGUACUGUACGCGAUAUGGCUGAAGAAUUGGGCAUCAGCGUAGGUAGUAACCUCCUAAAAAACACGGUGAAACCUGCCUACAGAUCAAAACGACGCGAUAUUCCUAUCCGUAGUGAAACAUUGAACGAAUUGGGUUGGGAAACACUGGAAGACCCUCCUUAUAGUCCCGAUUUGUCGCCAAGAGACUAUUAUUUAUUUGGUCCAUUGAAAGAGGCACUUGGCGGACUGCAGUCCGCAUGCGAUUCGAAAGCAAUGCUUCGUGUGCGAAUGGUUACGUGA